Durusdinium trenchii is the source of this 2539-nucleotide messenger RNA. NCBI's taxonomy places the organism in Eukaryota, Dinophyceae, Suessiales, Symbiodiniaceae. The record is from the annotation of a GenBank genome assembly.
AUGACCGCUCCAGCGCAGUGCCAGCAGGUAGCGUACUGCUGCGUCGCAGUGCCUGUAGCCAUGCUGCCGCAGGGCUUUCCGGGCACGGAUGGUAGUAUGGUGAGUAUGGUGGUCAAUCAAGGCCACAUGGGAGUGCAUCACCCGCAGCAGAUGGAAGGCUUCCAGAUGGGCCACGGCUGUUACCCGGUGAUGAACCCAAGUGCGUCUCAGAUGGGCAUCGUGACCCCGAUGGGACAAAUGCAGUCGAUGAUGGGACCAAGCAACCCAGAAGCCGAUGCGUUGGAAGCAGCGCCAGCAGCCCCAGCCGCAGAGGUUGAGAGAGCCAAUGCCAGAAAGCGUUUGAUCAACCAAAAGAAAGCCUGGCCAAUCGUGUCGCAGCCUGCCAUGGAAGCAGCGAUCGAGCCGGCACCUGCCCAGCCUCAAGAAGUCAAGACAGUCAAGGCCAGAAAGCGCUUGAUCAACCAAAAGAAACCGACGCCUGCAGUGCAGAAGUCGGAUUCGGACAGCGUGCCCAGUGCCUCCAGCCGGCCACCUAUUCCGCCGGACGGUCUGGAGGAAUUCCCAACUUUGGCUGAGAGUCGCUUAAGGGGUCGGAUGGGAGGUCGAGACGUUUGCCAUCCUUUGACCCUUCCUGGGCAGGUUUACAGUUCCACCAUCAAGGCCUUGAAUUUGUCACCCACAGCCAAAGAGGCCACAGCUGCCAAAGCACCAAAGCGGCUCCAAUUGGCACCCUUGCGGGGUGAGGUGAAUCAGAAGCCUGUGUCAAAGGUGCUUGGACCUUCGCCCGUGCCAGUUUCUCCACAGUCGAUGAAUUCCGCGGCGUCUUCGCCCAAGUUGCUGAACAUUGAGCUGGACGGCGGUGCCUCUGACGUGAUGGAGGAGCCAGUGAUUGAGGCGGCUGUGUGCGAGCAGGAUGUCAACGUGGUUUUCAGCAGAGACGCCAUGCUCCGAAUCUAUCGGCAGAUGCACUCCGCUCGGGCCCUGCGCUUUGCUCCGCCCGGAGCACGCUGGACGCUUCGCACGGAGGACGCUUCGAGGAGCACGGAUCCAACGGUUCCCAAGGAAGCUUGUGAUCGAGCAAUCUUUGGCACCCGCAAGAAGACCAGGGGUGGUCCAAAGGAGGAGUUGCACUUGCCUCCACUAUCGGAGAAUGCUUGGAAGAAGGAGGCACCGGUGGAUCGGAAGGAAGAGCUUCAACGCAAUGUUCGAAGCUUUUUGGGCAAGAUCGGCCACAUGCUGGACAGCGAGCUGGAGGAUUUCGUGGAGCCUUUGGCCAGCAACAGGCCCGACACCGUGGAGGAGCUCAAGGCAGUCGCCAGCACCAUGUUCGAAGUUGUUCUCCGUGGACCUUCCUACUGCAAGAUCUAUCUUGACGUGAUCGUCUCCCUCCAAGGAAUGUUCCCUGAGUUCACCGAGCUUGAGCAGCCCGUGACCUUGGCUGACGAUUUGCGGAGAAGGUGUAUGGAAGAGUUUGAUGCCAUGCCUACAAGCUUCGACGCUUCAUCCGAGGAGUUGCAGAUGAAGCUGAAUCGCGAAAAGGGCCUGAUGAAGGCCAACAUGAUUUUCAUGGGCCACCUCUUCUUGCGCCAGCUUCUGGACCUCAAGGCCGUUGAGCAAGUGGUCCAUGAUCUGCUCAGCGCAUCUGUGGACGUCCUGGCGAAAGCAGAGCACAAGAUUGAGUUUGCUUGCGAGCUCUUGAAGGCCAUUGGCGAUGGAACCCGUGGAAAGAAGAAGUUGUUGCGCUGGUUCAAGGUCUUGAAGGAUCUUCAACAAGCGGAGGACCUGUCGAAGCGCAUCCGGACCGUGAUCGUGGACCUUCUGGAUUUGAAGAAGAACAACUGGCCGCAACCGUUGGAGACCAUUCCGAAGGCUCCCAAGAAGGAAGAGGACAAGGUGGUCAAGAUGUACCAGUACUUCAGAGACGACAAAGAUGGCAGCUUAUUGGAAGAAGACUGGAAGAACGCCAAGUUCAGCACAGAUGACUCCAAAGAAGCGAUCGUGAAGUUGGUGAAGUUGGUCUUCAAGCAGGAGAAGGUCAAAGAGCGUGAAGCCGUUGCCCUGUUGCUGGCAGAGUUGAUUGCCCGACAGCUCGUCUCAUGUGAUGCCCUCCAGGAGGUGUUGCAGCUGCUCAUCGCACCCCUGGAGACCUGGAGAAAGGAGGAGUUGCGCGAGGACAUUUUUGGCCGGACGCUCCUGAGACGAGUGCGUUCCGCGCAGUGGCCCUGACAGUGGCUGUGUGAAAGAGCAGCUUUGGUGCUUUGCUUGGCAGGACGGCCCAUGUACAGAAGUCCUCCGCCGCUCCCGCUGUUUAGUCCAUGUUUAGUACUCUAGGGCUCCAGCCGUACCUCCCAACCCUCGGACCCUCCUGGCACACUGGUCCCAGCUUCCUAGAAUGUACGACUGGAGCCCUAGGGAAUUGCAAGUUGCUGAGCCUCCUCAUGGCGCCAUUUUGUCCACACUCACGCGGUGUACAGGGAAAGUCGUGGGUGGCUGAAUCACUGAAGGGUCUGCUCAGGGAUUGUUGGCUUCUAUUCUGCCU